AUGUCAGUUGGAACAGUCUUAAUCACCGGAGGUACUGGAUACAUCGGUUCCUUUACAACUUUGGCCUUACUUGAUCAUGGUUAUAAAGUUGUGAUCGUUGAUAGUCUAUAUAAUUCUUCCGUUGUCGCAUUGGAUCGGAUCGAAUUAUUAUGCGGCAAACGACCAGAUUUCUACCAAGUCGAUGUCACAAACGAGGCAGAGUUAGAGAAAGUCUUUGCUGCUCAUCCUAAGAUCGAUAGUGUCAUUCACUUUGCUGCUUUGAAGGCAGUUGGAGAAUCUUCCGAAAUCCCACUUGAAUAUUAUCGCAUCAAUGUUGGCGGAACAAUUUCUCUUCUACGAUGUAUGAGCAAAUAUGAUGUCACCAACAUUGUAUUCUCUUCAUCUGCCACCGUUUAUGGUGAUGCGACUCGAGUCCCAAAUAUGAUUCCUAUCCCAGAACACUGCCCAAUUGGACCCACAAACCCAUACGGACGUACCAAGAGCAUGAUUGAAGAUGUCAUCACUGAUCACGUUAAUGCGCAAAGAAACAACUUGAAGAAGAAGGGAGAGAAAUAUGAGCAGUGGAAUGGUGCAUUACUGAGAUACUUCAACCCAGCUGGUGCUCACCCGAGUGGUAUCAUGGGUGAGGAUCCUCUAGGUACCCCAUUCAACCUCUUACCAUUAUUGGGUCAGGUGGCCACCGGAAAACGAGAGAAUUUACUUGUAUUUGGUGAUGACUAUUCCUCUCGCGAUGGUACCGCUAUCCGCGAUUAUAUCCACGUUGUUGACUUGGCAAAGGGUCAUCUCGCAGCUUUAAAUCAUCUCCGUGAUCAACAACCCGGUGUCCGCGCAUGGAACCUGGGAUCUGGUCGUGGAUCCACUGUCUUUGAAAUGGUCAAAGCAUUCAGUCAUGUCGUGGGACGUGAUCUUCCAUAUCAAGUAGUUGAUCGCAGAGCCGGUGAUGUUCUAGAUUUAACUGCCAAUCCUACCCGCGCAAACGAGGAAUUGAAUUGGAAGACUGAAUUAACACUCGAGGAUGCUUGUGAGCAUUUGUGGAAGUGGGUUAGUAGUAAUCCACAAGGAUAUCGUCAAGAUCCUCCGGAAGAUUUAUUAAAGGCAGUUAAGGAGAGUGUGAAAAAGAAUGCAUAG
This is a messenger RNA of Sclerotinia borealis F-4128, 1128 nucleotides long. NCBI's taxonomy places the organism in Eukaryota, Fungi, Ascomycota, Leotiomycetes, Helotiales, Sclerotiniaceae. The record is from the annotation of a GenBank genome assembly.